Messenger RNA from Ceutorhynchus assimilis (cabbage seed weevil), 1467 nucleotides. Lineage: Eukaryota; Metazoa; Arthropoda; Insecta; Coleoptera; Curculionidae. The record is from the annotation of a GenBank genome assembly.
AUGAGCUAUUUUCGUAUCCUGCGAAUGGCCCCACUAGGCCACAGGACUCUUCUAUUCAAAAAUACACAAUUAAAAAAUAUUCUAUCAGUAACGCACUUUCAAACUCAUUAUGUACAAAAUAGACAAUUUUAUAAUUAUUCAACUGGAGACAACCAAGAGAAAACCCACAAGAACUAUUAUUGGUUUCUGUGUUUGGUUCUUAUGGCACCAUUAGUUGAAUGGAGAAGAUUUGGAAGAUUCUUUUUGGUGAAUGCUGAAGCAGAAGUAGUGAAAGAUGUCGAAGAUUCCAAUCCCAGAUCUGAGGAAGCCAUAGAAGAAGAUGGAAAAAAAAAGAAACAUAGAAAAGAGAAAGUUGGGUUUAGAGACAGAAAGAUCAUUGAAUACGAAAAUCGCAUUCGGCACUACUCCACGCCCGACAAAGUCUUUCGUUACUUUGCAACUCUUCAAGUUCAGGGCCCCACAGUCGAUCAGCACGAGAUUUACAUGACUCCUGACGAUUUUUUACGGUCCAUGACUCCCGGAUUAAAACAACCCGAUGGUCUAGGAUUAGAUCAGUACAAACGAUAUGAUCCAAAAACGGUCCAUCACAAAUUAGAUCUCACACUAGACGAAGAUAGCAUAUUUUACAAACUUGGAAGUUCUGGACUUAUCACUUUUUCUGACUAUAUUUUCCUACUCACAGUUUUGUCAACCUCUCGUCGUCAUUUUGAAAUCGCCUUCAGAAUGUUUGACUUAAAUGGAGAUGGUGAUGUUGAUUGUGAAGAAUUUGAAAAAGUGGCCACAUUAAUCAGGCAACAAACAAGCAUUGGCUCUAGGCACAGGGACCAUGCUAAUACUGGAAACACUUUCAAGGGUGUCAACUCUGCGUUGACAACGUAUUUCUUUGGUCCCACGCUCAAACAAAAACUCACCAUAGAAAAGUUCCUGGAUUUCCAAGAAAAAUUACAAAAAGAAAUCCUAAGUUUGGAAUUUCACAGGAAAAAUCCCGAUGAAAAUGGAAAUAUUAGCGAAGCCGAUUUUACUGAACUUUUGCUGGCUUAUGCUGGUUACCCACAGAAGAAGAAAGCUAGAAUGCUGAAAAGAGUGAAAAAAACUUUCAGAGAGCACGGUAAAGGCAUCUCCAGGCAAGAUUAUUUGAAUUUCUUCCACUUUUUGAACAAUAUAAACGACGUAGACACAGCAUUAACUUUUUACCAUAUAGCUGGAGCUUCCAUAGAUCAAGCAACGUUGAAGCAUGUCGCCAAAACAGUAGCCCACGUCGAUUUAAGCGAUCACGUUAUUCAUGUAGUUUUCACUAUUUUUGAUGAAAAUCAGGAUGGUCAACUCAGUAACAAAGAGUUCAUAGCUGUGAUGAAGAAUCGUCUUCUCCGAGGCCUAGAAAAACCGAAAGAUACAGGAUUUGUUAAAUUUAUGCAUUCGAUUCUGAAGUGUGCCAAGGAAACUAGACCUGCUUUAUUGGAUAUUUAA